AUGGAGGGAGGCGGAAGCGGCGGCGUUAGGCUUCAUGUCGGUGGAUUGGGAGAAAGCGUCGGGAAAGACGAUCUUCUCAAGAUCUUCUCUCCCAUGGGUUCCGUCGAUGCUGUAGAAUUCGUCAGAACCAAAGGUCGCUCCUUUGCUUACAUCGACUUCUCUCCCUCCUCGGAAAAGUCACUCACCAAGCUCUUCUCAACGUAUAAUGGAUGUAUCUGGAAAGGAGGGAGGCUGCGGCUGGAGAAAGCCAAAGAGCAUUAUCUAGCUCGCUUGAAGCGGGAAUGGGAGGAGGCAUCUUCUACCCCUGAUGUCGCCAUUAAAGCUCCUGAUAACUCCACCCCAUCCACUCACCUUAACGUCUUCAUUCCUAGACUCAGAAAGGUGAAAGCUAUGCCACUCAGUGGAACCGGCAAACAUAAGUAUAGUUUCCAGCGUGUUUCAGUGCCGUCUCUUCUUCCCAAGACCUUUUGCGAUUGUGAGGAGCACUCUGCGUCUCUCACUCCUCAGGAAACCCAUGCCCGUGAUCUAGAAGCGCUUAAUGUGGGAAUAAACGAAGAAGAGGUCAGUAUUAUGAACUCGGUGAUGAAUAAGCUCUUAGAGAAAGAUAACGAAGAUAACGAAGAUAAGGAAGAUAACAUCAUCAUCAAUGUGGUGUCUGGUGGGAACGAUAUGAUGGACUCAGAGCUGGAAAUCUUGUCAAGAAAACGGAAAUCAACUCUCAAUGAAACACCAGCAAGUGGAGCAGGAUAUACUGAGGGACGAAAGGGGAACAACAUUCAUCCAAGCAAAAAAAGGCAAUCAAUCAUCCUAGAGGGAAGUGGAAGACAGGAAUCUUCACAGGCCAUACCUGAAAAGAAGAAACCUUCUGAAGCCGAUCAGGAUAAAUCAAUGGAUGAACCAAGCAGGAAAACAGAUGUCAAGCGGUCGAGUGACAGUAUCUCCUGGUCCCAAAAGUCUUCCUGGAAAGCACUUGUGGCUAAUGGGAACAGCAGUAAUUUUACCGUAUCUAGUUUCCUGCCAGGUCCUAGCUUCAGUGAAGCAGUACAACCUUCAUCUAGCCAAGAAAAUUCAGAGGAAUUGGUUGUGCCGAGCUCUACAGCAAGGCCGUCUGUGACAAGUAAGAUCAAGAAGACGAAAAGUAAGCGCCUAACUUCUACAAUCAUGGCAGAGAAUUUACCUGUUACAGAUGACAUCGAGAUGAAUGAUUCUACAGCCUCUGAUUCUGUGGGCUCAGACCACUCAGAAGAUACUGAAGAUACUGACAUAAGUGUGGAAACUGACCUUGUAGCAAGCACCGAUGGCGAUAGUGAGAAUGACAGUUUGAAUGUGGAAAACGACGAGAAUGUCGAUGGCGAUAGUGAGAAUGACAGUUUGAAUUUGGAUAAGGAUGAGUAUGUCGAGGGCGAUAGUGAGAAUGACAGUUUGAAUGUGGAAAACGACGAGAAUGUCGAUGGCGAUAGUGAGAAUGACAGUUUGAAUUUGGAUAAGGAUGAGUAUGUCGAGGGCGAUAGUGAGAAUGAUAGUUUGAAUGUGGAAAAUGAUGAGGAUGUAGCAGAGGAUUUGAUUGUGGAAGAGGGUGAGAAUGUCGAGGGCGAUAGUGAGAAUGACAGCUUGAAUGUUGAAAUUGAUGAGACUGUAGCAGAGGAUUUGAAUGCAGGAAAGGAAAACUUAGUCUUGAAAGAUGAUGUGGACGAAGAAGAGGCGGGGAAAGCACCGUUGGAAGCUUGUAGCAAGUCAACAGGUGGUUCUUCAUGGCUUCAGAGGGCGUCGUGGACUCAGCUGGUUAGCGACAAGAAUGCUUCAUUCAGUAUAACUCAGCUCUUCCCGGGUUUAGCUUCUGACAAGAGCGAAGCAGCUAAAGUGAACAACAAUGGAGAUAACCGGUUCUCCAACACUAACCAGAGUGAAAGUGGAAUGAAACAAAGGGAUUUCUCGUGUAGCAGCAAUGGUUUCGAGGGUACAGGAGUCAAGGUGGAUAGUACCCCUGUGAGAAGUUUAGAAGAGAAUCGGCAGAGUCUAAAGGGUAAGAAUGUGAGUGAAGGCUGUAGAUUGGCUGCGAAGAAGCCGAUUAGGAAAGAGAUUGGGUCCGGGGAGACUUGCACUUUUAUGAGAAGCGCGACUUCUUUGAAGGAGUGGGAAAAGGCUAAGAAGGCAUUGGGUGAGCCCAGAAGAAGGAAGAAAAGUGAAGAAUGA
This is a messenger RNA of Thlaspi arvense, 2193 nucleotides long. NCBI's taxonomy places the organism in Eukaryota, Viridiplantae, Streptophyta, Magnoliopsida, Brassicales, Brassicaceae. The record is from the annotation of a GenBank genome assembly.